AGCCCCUAGUAUAAAAGCCAGGGCAACAGGCUAACUGCUCGCAAUCUAAGCUGUGCCUUCAAACACACCACAACCAGGCAACCGAAAACCUCCGGAAGAGAUCACAUCCCCUAAAAUGAAGGCCUCUCUUGCUAUCGUGUUUUGCGUGAUUGCCGGUCUGGCGACCGCCGCUCCUGAGAAGCAGUACACAAACAAGUUCGACAACGUAAAUGUGGAUGAUGUUCUAGGCAACAACCGUGUACUGAACAACUACCUAAAGUGUUUAAUGGAUAAGGGACCGUGCACGCCGGAGGGCCGCGAACUGAAACGUCUUCUGCCCGACGCUUUGCAGUCUGAUUGCUCUAAAUGUACCGAAGUCCAGCGCCGUAACUCCCAGAAGGUGAUAAACUUCCUGCGCGCCAACAAGGCCGGCGAAUGGAAACUAUUGCUGGACAAGUACGACCCCAAGGGCAUCUAUAGGGCAAAGCACGAAGGACAUUAAUCUUUACAUAAUUCCAAAGCUACAAGCACUCAUUUCACAAGAACUUAAAUUAAUUCAGAGAUCCACAUUAAAGAUUUUAGUUUUUUAUACCUAAA
Drosophila eugracilis is the source of this 576-nucleotide messenger RNA. RefSeq names its product ejaculatory bulb-specific protein 3. Bases 116 to 481 code for a protein of 121 amino acids. The record is from RefSeq and is a predicted model, not a curated record. The transcript has 2 exons. Lineage: Eukaryota; Metazoa; Arthropoda; Insecta; Diptera; Drosophilidae.